AUGUCCCAACCAAGUCGAGUGAUGCGAGUGUUCGAGUUCGAGCUCGAGCAUAAUGCGAGAAUGCUCAGGAACUACGUCUGCAAUCUUGGUGCUGGAGAGUACCAGGAUGCUAGCGUUUUGUUGCAGCUGAUGGACAGGAGCCUCAGUGAGCUGCUUCGCGAUGACGUCCUCGAGUUUGGGAGAUACAAAGUAGCUAUUGUCCUUCAACUGCGUUUGUUGAAGCAGGAUGGUGUCACCGGUGACAAGGUGUUCAUCAGCUUCUUCGUGCGCACGCGAACCACCAUCAUCCUGAAUGAUGAUGAUGUUCGUUACAAAUUGGAUAGUGCUGCAGCAGAGAUCGAUGCUCAAAUCGAUGAGUUUGUCCGGAAUGGAUCGGGGUGGAUCGUGGAUCACGUCGAAGCCGUAUAUCUGGAAUUGUCGAAAUUUGAGCCGAUGGGAGGUGGAACGUUCAUCCAUCUCCCCCAGCACAUCAAGGCUAAGACAGCCUGCCUCAACGUCAUCAACAACGACGAUCGGUGUUUGCAGUGGGCUCUGCUGGCCGCAAAACAUCACGAGGAUGUUGGUCCAAACAACACUCGAGUAUCGAAGUACGUUCCAUACGUCGACGAGCUGAACUUUGCCGGUGUAGAGUUUCCAGCUAGUAUGUGUGCCAUCACGACGUUGGAGCAGAACAAUGUCGAUCUCGCCGUCAACGUUUUCGGCAUAUCGGAUGAUGGGAAGACUGUCGUUCCGCUUCGUCUGACCAGAAAAGGCGAUCCUCAGGAAGCCAUCAAUCUGCUCCUGUUUUCUGGUCAAACUGAGGACGAACGUAACGUGCAGCACUGGGUGUUCAUCAAGAACAUGAGUCGUCUGGUACACAACAAAAGUCAUCAUUCACGGAAGGUGUGCUACCGGUGUCUGAACGUGUUGAGUACUCAGACGGCUCUGGAGAGUCACCAGCUGCAUUGUAAAGACCAUCUCAUCGCGCGGGCGGUGAUGCCGCAGAAGGGUGAAAAGCUGCGUUUCACGCAGUACGAGAAGCAGCUUCGUGCACCGUAUGUGAUUUAUGCUGAUUUCGAGAGCAUCAUCACACCUCAUGCUGAGCCUAAAAGCAUUGGGGGGAAGACGAAGCAGCACUCGGAGCACAUACCCUGUUCUGCCGCAUACAUCGUCGUGCGCAGUGAUGGCACCGUGACGGAUACGUUCCAGCAUACGGGCGAAGAUUCAGUAGAGCAGUUCCUGACCUCCCUGGAACUGCAGGAAGUCUCCAUUCGUGAAGACUUGGAGAAUCGUCGCCCUAUGAACCUGACGCCUGAUGAGGAGGCUGGUUUUCUCAGCGCCAGGGAUUGCUGGAUAUGUAAACGUCGUCUCGGAGGGGAUCGUGUGCGUGACCACGAUCACAUGACGGGUGCGUUUCGCGGAGCAGCGCACAACUCCUGUAAUCUUCAGCUGCGCAUCGUACCCGGCAAGGUGAACAUCCCGGUGGUGUUCCACAAUCUCAAGGGGUACGACGCGCAUCACAUCGUCAGUCAUCUCGGUAAAACGAAGAUUGACGAAGUGACGUACCAAGAUGCUGGAGACAAGGAGCACACGGAGCAGCGCGGCUCCAUCAACAUCGUUCCGUCCAACACGGAAAAGUACAUCGCUAUGAUGUGGCGGCAGUUCGUGUUCAUCGACUCGUACGCUUUUCUCAGCACUUCGCUGGAUAAGCUUGCGAAGGCAACACCUGGAGAAGCGUUCGUCCGCAUGCGGGAUCUGCAUGGGGGGGAUCCCGAGAAGACGGAUCUUCUGCUUCGGAAAGGUGUAUACCCGUACGAGUACAUGGACUCGUUCAGCCGCUUCGACGAGGAGAGUCUCCCCCCACGGGAGAAGUUCUACUCGUCGCUGUCCGAGGCACACAUCACCGAUGACGAGUACCGUCACGCGCAAACCGUCUGGAGCAGGUUUGAUUGUGUCACUCUGCGUGAUUAUCACGGUCUUUACCUGAAGACGGACGUGUACUUGCUGGCGGAUGUAUUUGAGAACUUCCGCACCACCGCCAUCGCCACGUACUCGCUAGAUCCGGCCAACUACUACACGCUGCCCGGGUUUGCGUGGAGUGCGCUGCUCAAGGUGUCCGACGUCAGUCUGGACCUGCUGUCUGACGUGACGAUGCACACCUUCAUCGAGCACGGCAUCCGCGGUGGAAUCAGCAUGAGUGUGCAGAGGUACGCCGAGGCUAACAACGAUCUUAUCCCAGACGGGUACGACCCCUCGAAGCCUAUGACGUAUCUGCAGUACGUCGAUGCAAAUAAUCUGUACGGCUGGGCCAUGCAGCAGCCCCUGCCCAUCGGCGACUUCAAGUUCGUGGAGGACAUCAGCGAUGAUCUCGUGGACGACAUCGUCAUGACGCACCCCCACGAUUCGCCUGUGGGAUAUAUCGUGGAGUGUGAUCUCACGAUUCCCGAUGGUGUGCACGAUGCGCUAAACGAGUAUCCUCCUUGCCCCGAGAACAUGUGCGUGACGGACGACAUGCUGUCGCCGCAUCAGCAGCAGCUGGCGCAACAGCUCGGCUUGGGCAAGCAGAAGGAGAAGAAGCUGAUGCUCACUCUGCUGCCAAAAACCCGCUACGUGUGCCACUACGUAAAUCUGCAGGCGUACGUGGCGCUUGGCGUGGAAGUGAGUGAAGUGCAUCGCGUCCUCCAGUUCACGCAGCGUCCGUGGAUGCGCUCGUACAUCCAGCUGAACACCGAUCUGCGUACGAAUGCUGCAUCGGAGUUUGAGAAAGAUUUCUACAAACUCAUGAACAAUGCAGUGUUUGGCAAGACGAUGGAGAACGUCCGGCGCCGCUUGAACCUGAAGCUUGUCCGCUCGGAAGAAGAGGUGGACAGGCUGCGGCGCGCCAUCGUCAAGCCAACGUACAAGCGCAGUAUCGUGUACGACAACGACCUGGUGGCGGUGGAGUUCUUCAAGUGUAAAGUUCACUUGAACAAACCUAUCUACGUGGGUUUCUCCAUCCUAGAGUUGUCGAAGGUGCUGAUGUACAGCUUCUUCUACGACACUCUGAAGCCACGCUAUGGUCAGAACGUACGGCUGUGUUACACGGACACCGACUCGUUCAUCCUGCAGUACGCCACGGCCGACCUGUAUGCGGACAUGAGUGACAUGAUGGGUCAGUACGAUACGUCCAACUAUCCGACUGACCAUCCUCUGCACUCCCUCGCAAACAAGAAAGUCGUCGGCAAGUUCAAGGAUGAGCUGGGUGGACGCAUCAUGAGCGAGUUCGUGGGGCUUCGCUCAAAGAUGUACGCGUACACCGGCGAAGAGUCAGCAAAGCGUGCGAAGGGCGUGAAGAAGUCCGUCGUGAACGAUACUCUGCAGUUCUCGACGUACAAGAACUGCCUUCUACGCGAUCAGCAGAGCAUCGAGAGAGAGAUGAAUGUGCUGCGCAGCCGGAAUCACCACAUCUAUGGUGAGACCAUCCGCAAAGUGGCGCUAUCACCGUUCGAUAGCAAGAGGUACAUCCUCGACGACGGUGUGAGCACACUUGCGUAUGGCCAUUAUAAGAUACCGGCAUAA
Molecule: messenger RNA, 3537 nt
Organism: Sycon ciliatum
Lineage: Eukaryota; Metazoa; Porifera; Calcarea; Leucosolenida; Sycettidae
Exons: 1
Coding region: 1-3537 (1178 amino acids)
Biological process (GO): DNA replication
Molecular function (GO): nucleotide binding; DNA-directed DNA polymerase activity; DNA binding
Source: RefSeq, a predicted model, not a curated record